UGGAAAUUGCAUAAAAUUAAACUUGAGCCUUGAACCUGAUACCUCGCCUCUAUUGCUUAAUGUGCCUGUUACGCUUUAUUACAUCGCUACAGUCAAUGUGACUGUGGCGAUGAAAACAUAUAGCUACAUCACGUAUGAUGAAGACGAUAUUCUCUAAUAGUGUACCGUGCAACGUUGUUAAAACAGAGUUUCAUUCUGUGGAUCCGCAAGAAUGUUGCGCGAAAUUGUUCUCACGUGCGUUUUCGCGCUGCUCGCAGCGCACGCUAUUGUCGUUCGGAAUUCGAACCCGGACAAUGCGGAAGCGAAUUAUCGGCUUCCGAAUCACACGAAACCGCUGUUCUACGAUCUCAAAUUGAAUCCGCAUCUGGUGCCAAAUAAUUUCACAUUUGACGGCGAGGUGUUCAUUCACAUUGAGAUUACGAAAAAAACGAACACUUUGACGCUUCACGCGAAAAAACUGCUGAUAGACGAGAACAAAUCUUUUCUGAAAGCCGGACUUGAUUUCUACGUUCCUUUCGCUCACGUUCGCGACAAUUCGACCGACAUGUUGAACUUACACUUCGAUGAGAAGCUUGUCGCCGGAUAUUACGUUUUGCACUUGAAAUUCUCGGGCGUGCUGAGCGACAGGCCGUACGGAUUCUACAGAAGUUCUUACGUUAACGACGCAGGAAAUGCAGCAUGGUUUGCCGUCACAAAUUUUAUGGGAACCGACGCACGCGCCGCUUUUCCCUGCUGGGACGAGCCCGCGACGAGGGCUACUUUCAAGAUCGCUAUCAAGCAUCACCUCAAUCAGACAGUCGUUUCAAACAUGCCGGUUUUCGAACGGUCGAAAAUCGACGAGAGCGACGGAAAAAUCUGGACGCAUUUCGAGAUGUCGCCCGUCAUAUCGACGUACUCGGUCGGUUUCCUGGUGUCCGAUUUUCGUAACAUAAGCAAUUCCGACGGAACCGUUAGCGUUUGGAGUCGAGGCAACACAAUUUCCUCCGCGAAUUUCGCACUCGACGUAGCCGGGAAAGCGGCGAUCGAAUUGGAAAAAUACACCAACGGUUCCGUACGAUUGGCCAAAAUCGAUCACGUUGCGCUUCCCAGUUUUCACAUCAGAACCACGAAAAGUUUGGGUCUCGUCACCUACAGAGAAGCUAUGAUGUUGCACGACGGAAACAGUCCCAUUGAUCGAUUGUACAGAAUCGUGGAAAAUAUAGUUCAGCAGACGACCUAUCAGUGGUUCGGUAAUGUCGUCAGCCCGUCCUGGUGGACCAGCAUAUGGUUAAACGACGGACUGGCUGAAUACUUCUCGUAUUAUUUUGCCGACAAGAUGUACAAAGAUUGGCGAUUUAUGGAAUGGUUUUCGGUGAAAACACUAAAUCUGAUAUUGAUGACCGAAAGCUUCAGGAACGUAGAACCUCUUGACUUCGUGCCCACCACUGUCGAAGAAAUUGACUCGAAAUUUACACAAAAUCUUGACAAACACAAAGCUGCUCUGUUCCUGCGGAUGCUGUCACACUGCGUUUCCGACGACGUAUUUCACGCAGGACUUCUCAAAUAUCUCAAGAUGCACGAGUACGGCGUAGCGGAUCCCGAGGAUUUGUGGACCGCUUUGCAAGAUACACUCGACGAAUCAACAGUUUCGAUUAAGUUCCAGAUCCGAGAAGUAAUGAACUCGUGGAUCAGACAGAAUGGAUAUCCGCUUGUAACGGUGAUUUCAGACACUCUUACCAACAGAACGACCAUCACGCAAAAUUAUUUUCAACCGUACGAAAAACUGAAUACGCACGAAAAUAUCAUCGACGCGGACAAUGCGAACAAAAGGUGGUGGGUUCCGAUCAACUUUGCAACUCGUAGCAAUCCGAAUUUCGCAUCAACCUUGGCCACGCACUGGUUAUCGCCGAAUGUCAAGGAGCUCGUGAUCGAAGACAUCGAUCCGGAAGAUUGGAUAAUAAUUAAUAUUCAGCAAACAGGUUUCUAUCGCGUAAAUUACGACACGGCAAACUGGUUGAAAAUCGCUGAUUAUCUGGAUUCUGAAAAUUACACAAAAAUACACGUGCUGAAUCGCGCCCAAAUAAUUAACGACGCGAUUUACUUAGUGUUGUCGGACAAGUUGGAGCCGAGACUCUUUAUGGAAAUCACAAGAUACCUGCAACGCGAAACUGAUUACAUAGCGUGGUAUCCGUUAUUUGAAAUUCUUGAGAGCGCCGGCAAGUAUUUCGCUUAUAACGGCGCGGGCAAACUGUUUGAUUCGUACGUUUUCGAUUCGAUGAACAAUAUUAUAGACAGUGUGGGUACGCGAGAUCGCUCGAAUGACGAUUACAUCACAAAACUGAUACGACACAGGAUUCUUAAAAAAGCGUGCGCCUUCGAUCAUCCUACAUGCUUGCGAGAGGCUCAUGAUCAAUUAAUCGCGUAUUUGGAAAAUUCAAUGGCGAACAAUUCUCUACCCUCGUACAAGAAGGACUGGAUAUUUUACAACGGCAUAAAGCUUGCAAAUGAAACCACGUGGAAUAAACUCUUUUACAUGUAUCAAAAUCACUCCGAGCCGCUCGUUUACUGUCUUGGACAAUCCAAGAACGCAACUAUUAUCGAGAAGUUUUUAAAUACGACCAUAACGGAGGAUCCACUAGAACCGAGAGAUAUCAUUCGUGUGCUCUAUUCCGUAUUAGAUGGAGGUUAUCCCAAUAUCGACAUUGCGAUGGAGUUUGUCAUAAAUCACUGGGACAAGCUUACAACCAUAUUUACGGAUAAUGUUACUGAGUUGUUAUAUAAUGUGCAUUGGAAUCUCGUUUCUAGAGAACAUAUUCAAAAGGCAAAAGCAUUUCUAUAUAGUCGGAAAAUAGAAAUCCCGAAGUUCAUAAAACUUCAAGAGCAGAAUUUACCCAUGAUAGAAUCAGCAAUAAACAAUAUUCGCUCAUGGUUAGAACACAGAAGUUCACACUUGCCUGAAUAAAAAAUACCCUCGUCGCAUUAGAGAUAUCUGUCAUCUUUUUUUUUUCGAUAAUAUAAAUAAAACCAAAAAGUUAUAAUCGA
Messenger RNA from Pseudomyrmex gracilis, 3021 nucleotides. RefSeq names its product aminopeptidase N-like. The coding region runs from base 212 to 2941 and encodes 909 amino acids. Gene Ontology annotation, biological process: peptide catabolic process; proteolysis. The record is from RefSeq and is a predicted model, not a curated record. Gene Ontology annotation, cellular component: cytoplasm. Lineage: Eukaryota; Metazoa; Arthropoda; Insecta; Hymenoptera; Formicidae. The transcript is spliced from 12 exons. Gene Ontology annotation, molecular function: zinc ion binding; metalloaminopeptidase activity; peptide binding.